AUGGCACACCAAACAAUUCACUUCGAAGGUCCUCUUGAUGAGGAUAAUUCGAUAGAAGCAACCGAUUCGAUAGCGGCAACCGAGGCUGUACAGCGAGAUGAUAGCAGUAGCCACGUUGUGAGCCCUGAAAAAGUUAUGCAUGGAUCUGGUCAGACCGAGGAAGACCGCCGUCAGGUUCGAAGAAACCAACGUUUGUUGUUCUCAAAAGUGGUGGAAGCUGGCGCGGACUUGAACAUUAAUGAAGUACGGGGAGAAAACAAUGAAAUCUUUUGCAAUGUCUACUAUCCUCGGGAGGCUAUUUUGGACGGGUCGAACAUGCACGUCAUUGUUAAUCGUGCUACCCAAAAGGUUGAUCAGUUGUUGAAGGCUCCUCGCUAUGAUGCUGAUAGGUUUAUUAGUAAGCUAAAAUCAAAGUGCCGCAGUAGCGACGGAUGCUUUGAUUGGUUAUUGUUUGGAAGUCAGGCUGGCACAUGUUUCAAUGCCAUGCCUUCCAACAUAUCCUUCUUGAAUGGGUCCUUAGCGGAUGGGAGAGCGCUCACAGUCCGUCAGAGGGCAAAACGAGUACGAGUAGUAGAGGAAAACGCAGAAGAAGUAGAGCCGGAAGUGGUCAAAGAACACACAGACCGGAACGCAGAUCAGCUGUCGGCGAUUCAAAGAUCAAUGAAAUCCAUGGAAAAGACGCUCAAGACAAGAGUUCUAAACACAUAUUUCAAAAACAAGAGAAAAUUAAAUGAAAUACACAAUGGAGAAGAACUUCCACCUCGGCUGGACAAGAAGCUGAAGAAACUUGGAUUGGAGAUUGACGCGAUUCGGUUCCUCUUCAAUCCGCACUCUUUCACUCAAACAGUAGAGAAUAUAUUUCAUUAUUCGUUUAUGGUGAAACAGGGCUUGGCAACGCUGCGGGUUCGAAAGAAGGGGUUCGGGGAUGAUUUCGGAAACAAGAGUGCUCCGGGAGGUCUUGCUUGUCAGUAUGUGGAUGAUUUUGCGAAAAAGAGCCACGGUGAGAAAUCUUCGCAUCCGAAUACGCAAGCUAUUUUGACGUUAACCAUGAAGGAUUGGCGGGAUCUUUGCACGGCAUACAAUUUGGAAAUGGGAGAUUUACCAUAUCGCAUAGGAUCGACCCAAACAAAGACUGUAGAUUUAUCACAAGCGCCAGAACUAUCGGAUUCGUCAUAG
Molecule: messenger RNA, 1176 nt
Organism: Cylindrotheca closterium
Lineage: Eukaryota; Bacillariophyta; Bacillariophyceae; Bacillariales; Bacillariaceae
Source: the annotation of a GenBank genome assembly